Molecule: messenger RNA, 645 nt
Organism: Brassicogethes aeneus
Lineage: Eukaryota; Metazoa; Arthropoda; Insecta; Coleoptera; Nitidulidae
Source: the annotation of a GenBank genome assembly
UUAAAAGUCAUUCUGCUACUUUCAGUGUAAAUCUACAGAAGCACCAGUUUGGUAGUACCUUCGGCUCGAGAAAGUCGACUUCAGUUAUCAUUCUACUUCAGUAUUGUGCACACGCAUUUGAACACCUCCAGAUUCAUUUUGCAUCCGCUAUCAGAUCAUCUGUGAUUUCCGUUUUGCAGCAACGCGUAUAAAAACAGCACCGUAAAAAUGUUCGCCAUAAUGCAGCUUGAUAACGACGUGAGUGGCAGAGAGUUCAGAAGAAAAAUGCGUCCCAAGUGCGAAUUCAUUUGCAAGUAUUGCCAGAGGAGGUUCAACAAGCCCUACAACUUGAUGAUUCACGAAAGGACACACAAAAGUCCAGAACUGACGUUCAGCUGCGAGAUAUGCGGGAAGAGCUUCAAAAGGCAGGACAAUCUCAAACAACACAGGACAAUACAUUACCCCACAACAGCUUACAAUUGCUUUUCUAGAUAAUGAUAUCAUCAGCAGAUAUCGUCGUUAAUCAGCAGUAUUCCUUAAUUUUUUAAUGAUUGUCACGCAUUUAUGUAUAUAAUUUAGAUUUAUGAAAUUUUAUUAUUUAUAAAAAAGCUUUUCGCUUCCAUAUGAAAGAUGUGUGCGAUUACUACCUAUUAUACUAUAAAGAAA